GUCCGACCGCAACAAGGAACCAUGGACGCGGACACGACAUCUAUACACGACAUCCAUACCGGUCCCACCGAUGCAAUGCUCCCCACCGCCACGAGCUCCGACGACGACUCCGCCGCCGCAUCGGCGCAACUCGAGUGGGACAUGGGCGAUGCCGCUGCGCUUGCGCCAAAUCUUGUUCACAUCGCAAAGGUGCAGCGCGCGUGGGAGCGCAAGCCUGCAUCGCCGUUUGCCAGGCGACGAUUCAAAGUCGGGAAGAUCAUGAAGCGGACUGGGUCAGGCAACACACUCGCACCUCCCGGCAUGUUUAACGUGCACAUUCGCGAGCCUGCAAACACAGGCGCCACCGAAGGCACGCCGCUGAAGGCGGUCAAGAAGAUGCGCGUUGGGAGCGGUGCGUCGGAUCGCACAUCGAGCAUUGUCAGCAACUGGGACGGGCGGGGCAGUCCGCAAAAUCGCAGAAUCGUGACGAGAAGUGGUCGUGGCGAUGAGCAACUAAUUGCAUUGGCGGACGAAGACGAGGAUCAAGAUUGCCCAACAAAUGAUAUGGACGUGACCGCACUUGUCGCCGACAACGCACUCGAACGCGAAACCCCAGACGACCCUGAAGGAACCAUGAUUGAGAUCCUCGAUGAGAGCGGUAUGAAGAUGGACCUUGCUUCUAAUGACGUGGAUGACGACGAAUGGACCGAUGAAAGUGAUGAUGCUUCGGACUCAGACGACAUUGACCAUACACCUGAUCAGUCAGAAGCCGCGCCCCAGCAGGAUCGAUCUACUCCUCCAACGACACGUUGCGAAGAGUCUCUCGCCGAAAGCGAUGUCGAUGAUGAUGCCACAGAAGUGGACGACGAAGAAGAAAGCGCGAGAGGAUGGCAGAAGCUACGCGAUGAGCUGCCUGAGGAGAGGAGAAAAGAAGCUAAAUCCUUGGGCAUUCCGCUCGGCGAGUACCUUCGACGCUUCUCUCCUAGCUCUUCGGAGUCAAGAAAGGGCGACACGACAGAUCUACGUGAGAACUCCGGCUCCACAGAUGCCACGGACAGACUAUCGAAAGUGCUGUCGAAUGACCAGACGAGCUUACCACCCGGUUUCGUCUCACCUGCCGUCGCCCGAAGACGCCCGAUUAGCCAGGUCAAAGCGCAGAACGCCAGUCGACGGAGGACACUUCCAAAGGACUUUGCAGCACGACAAGCGGCCGUGCAAAACGACGCGCAAUCUGACUCCAGGUAUAACGUUCCUGAUGAGCAGCACGAUUCUCCGCAGGAAGACGCUUGCGUUCUCACCCCUGAGCAAGCUUACAUCAAGCAGCAGCGGCAAACAACAUUUGGGCAAGAAGAUAGCAUGGAGUCAACCGAGAGUCUACCUACUCCGACGUCGAGUCCGUCGGCCCGUGUCCCAGAUGACUCUACGGCGGCCAGGUUCUCUAGUCCAGUCCCCAGCAUCGCUGGAUCACAUCCGCGGUUACCACUUCGACGUUCGCCUAGAAGACAGUCCAGCAGCCCCUUCAAGCGGAAAAGUAUCUUGAAGUCCACGCAGAAACCUCAUUUGAUUGCUUUCACACCCAUCAAGAGGUCCGAGCAAGCCGCUUUCCGUGGUGAUAGUUCGCCCUUACCUUUUGUGCCAUCAGGGAUCGCAAUUGGAGAUGAUAACCCUGAUCGAGCCGCACGAUCAUCUUCUGCACCACCGGAGGAGCCACAGAUGUCACCGCGAAGACACCAGCAGCCGCGCAUAUCUGACGACACUGCUUUGCUCGAAGCGUUUCUCAAGCGGGCUUCUGAGAGCAAGAGCGUUAAGCGGGUGUCGGACACGGCAAGACGCGAAUCCUUUGAGAGGCAGGCUGAAGGAUCAGUCGUGCCCCAAGCGCUGGCCAGCAGUUCCCUUGUACAAGUCGCGCCGACCUCGAAGGAUGUGUUGGGAGAUCUGGACCCUAACAGCCCAUCUCCGCGCAAGGCGUCCAUGACACUUCACGUUGCGAUGCACAAUCAGCCGUCGAAUGCCGAAGAUCCAAUUUCAGACGAUCAUGACGAGGAUGAACUUGCUUCACAGACAAUCCAACGCCCAAGGCCCACAGCGAGUCGCAAAAGCGGUCGAACCAAGAAGAAGCCCGAGACUUUGUCAGCGAGCACGUACUCGGGGCCGGCAAAGAUCUCCAUCAAGGGCAGAAGUGAGGGCGUUGUGCUCAAGCAGACGGAGGCUCAUAGGUUGGCCAUGGAGACCAGGAAAAAUACUCAGGGUAACAAGAAGGGUGCUGUCAUGCCAUUGGUGCGACUCAAGACCUUACGCGAGGAAGCGGAGGCUUUAGCAAAACGCAGUCCCGAACUUGGAAGCGACAUGAUGGAGAUUGAAAAGCCAGCAGGACGGAAGGGCAUCACGUGGUCCGAGACUUUGGUGUCAUUCUACCAAGGCGAGGAGCCUGAAAUCAGCAUAAUGACGGAAGAUGCUUCACUAGAUCCACUCUCGUCACAGGAUGACACCGUCACUGGAUUGGAGGCAGGAAUUGUGACAGAAGCACCGCCUGCCAGGGCAACGCCUAGCAAACCGAGAAUGAGACGUCUGAAACCAUCAAGGACUGCGAGCACGCCUGUCAAAGCUAAGCCCGUAGCUGGGCAAUCGGCCCCGGUGACCGAAGGUGAGACUCAGGCGGCCACGACCACGGACAAGAAGCCCAGAUCCUCAACGUCAGUAAAGCGACAGGUCUCACGCAUCGCGACACCUGCGAAGCCGAAGCGAGGUGCGCCAUCAAAUGUUGACGACGAUGACACAGUCGUGGCCGGUGACGAUACUCUGCAGUUCAUUGUGCCACCUGACGCCUCUUCAACCGUUCAAGAUCAUCCUGUGGCUAAGUUGAAGAGAUCUAUUCCAACCCCCGCGUCUAAAAGGACGACCGGGACCAGGCUGCCAGCGCCGACUGCCACGCUUCCCACUACCGGCAAAGAGAACAACCUCAUCGCAUCUCCACCUAAGAAGCGGAUGACGAAGACGUCCGCUCACGCUGCUGCGGCGCCUAUGAAAUUGGGACAGUCAGGCGAGCCUAGGAGCCUUGCGGCUGCUCCAAAAUUUGACAUUCAGAAGGCAUCCAAAGGCCGCGCAGGGAAUGAUGGGCCCGAGGCAAGCUUAAUAUCCAGCCCACCAAAGAAGAGUGCACGUAUGCUACCAGGGAAGGAGGUGGCAAGGGGCAUCGUGCUCGGUGUUGGAGUAGGGGUUGAAGAUCAGGACAUCAAGCAUGGUGAAAUGUCAUUGAAAAGCCCAGCCAAGAAAAGGACUACCAGGCGGAUGAUCAGCUAAGGCGGUCGGCCCCAUGUUCUGUUGCACCAUCUGCAGAUCACCACUUUCAUGGGCGACCCUCUUGCACGAAUGAAAUCGACUGCAAAUGUGCCGGUUGCCAUUGUUGGGCCUCAUACACGAUCCAACAGUUCGUCUUGCUAGCAAGUCGCGUUACAAGCGCGGCUGUUCCCACGCAGCUGACCACAAUUUGUACGUAUUUUUACUUCUCUUGACGAAGUCACGAUGUCACGCCACACAAUCCCUAGCCCAUCCAUUCCCC
Molecule: messenger RNA, 3538 nt
Organism: Cercospora beticola
Lineage: Eukaryota; Fungi; Ascomycota; Dothideomycetes; Mycosphaerellales; Mycosphaerellaceae
Source: RefSeq, a predicted model, not a curated record